AUGAACGUUCGUAGUCUCUUAAUCUCGCUGCUUGUCUCGCUCGUGCUUUUCUCUAUUCAAAUCAUUGUUUUUUCUUUACUGCGGAAGCGUUUCAGGGAAAUAUACGAGCCUAAAGCUUUUAGUGUACCCCAACAAAUGAGAGUUACGCCUCCACCCUCUAAAAUUUUCGCUUGGAUCCCUGCCACAUUGAAACAACCUCUUGAAAGUGUCAAACAAAAUUCUGGGCUCGAUGCCUAUUUCCUAUUGCGUCUCAUAAUCUUUUUACUCCUGUUAAACUGCGGAAUUGCAGCUAUCAUGGCGCCUGUGCUGCUUCCCCUCCACAUACUCGGUGGUGGUACGGCAGCUACCGCUUGGCUUGCAAAACUCUCAAUAUCAAACAUUUCCGAGGAAAAUAACCGAUUUCUAACAGCCCACUUAGUGCUUUGUAUUUUUACAGUCACAUCCUGUCUUGCUGCCAUUUACUUUGAGCUCCAAACGUAUUAUUACAUUCGAGCGAAAUACACCGUGGAGGAUCACGCUCCGUUGUCUUCUGCCACACUACUUGUCAAGGGAUUAUAUCCCGAAUUUCGCACGCAUGCAGCGGUCCAAUCUUUUUUCGACGGGGUUCCUGGGAAAAUAGUUCGAAUCUGGUUCAACCGAGAUUAUAGCGAACUGUCAAACUUGGUCUCUCAGCAAGAUGCAGUGCUAAGACGGCUUGAGUACCUGGAAACCUGGCUCAUAAAAAAAUGUCAGAAAAACUCUUCACAACCUUCUGAGCCGCCUGGGGAGGAAGUUAUAGAGACUGGUCCUCGCUGGCGUUCUUUUAUCACUGAGUCUAAAGCUAGCUUCUGGACCAAGUAUCAACUAAAUACAUUGGCAUGGUUCAAAAGUGAGCUCAGUCGUUUAAACUCACAGGUUUAUCUGUUGCAAAGUCAAGAGGGAAUGUUCGAGCCAGUCAAUUCCUGCUUUGUGCAGUUUGAAAGUCGUGUAGCAUGCUUCAUGGCUUAUCGUUCAAUUCAUACAUCCCAUGGCCGAGAUAAAAUGACAUUAGGUGUGUCCUAUACUGAUCAGGUUUAUCCAAGUGAUGUGGUGUGGUCGAACUUGAGCAAACCAACAUGUCUGGAACGUGUUUUGCAUGUGACCUCUGCUCUGCUAGACUAUACACUCAUUUUUGGGUGGGCAAUCCCGAUAGCCCUUGUAAGCAUGGUAACUCAAUUGGAAACCUUGUCACAGCUGGUUCCUGAGCUCCAAUGGUUAUUGCAGUUUCCGAGGGUGUCGCGCAUGAUGUCGAGUAUCGUCUCACCACUUGCACUGUCGUGGCUAACAAGUCAAGUUCCGCACAUUUUCCGUGCUUUGGCGAGAUUGAAAGGAUAUCCUACACAAGCAUUGAUUGAAAAGGAUGUACAAAAAUACUACUUUCUUUUCUUGUUUGUCCAAUUGUUUUUGAUUGUAACUUUGGCCACUGGUCUUCCCACAUUGAUUGUUCGCAUGCUGGUAAAUACUAGUGAAGGUGCAAUAUCUCUUGCCAGUAGUCUACCAAGAGCAACAAACUUUUUCAUGUCGUACCUGAUCGCGAGCUGCUUUAUGACAUCAGGUAACGCGCUUUUAAGAAUCGAGACCUUGUCGCGCAGAGCUUGGCAAGGGCUGUGGCACGUGAGUCCAAGAGCCCGUCUAAAAGUAUUUUUACAUUUUAGUUCUAUUCCAUGGGGAAGUGUGUUCCCUCUCCUCACGAAUGUGUGUGCUAUUUCACUCACUUAUGCGCUUAUAAGCCCUGUCAUUCUGUUUUGUGCCGUUAUAGGCUACUGCUUGCUGUUUAUCUCCUACAAGUAUUGCAUACUAUAUUGCCAUGUUCCCAAAAGCAACUCAGAUGGUGAAUACUAUCCUAGAGCUCUUUUUCAGCUUCUAUCUGGAGUCUAUUGUCAGGAGCUCAGCCUGCUGGGAACCUUACUGCUACGAAACUUGCUCGUGCACGCCAUGAUAAUGGCAGGUUUGAUAGCUUUGACCAUCUUUGCAAACUACUACUUAACAUGCAUGUCACUAGACCUCGAUGUCAGAAUGCCCCUUGCUAGCCAAGUACAGUCGCCGAGCUCCAGCAUGACGUCCUCAACCUUCGUAGAGUCCGGUGAUUUUCUCACUUCACCAAGUACAGCUGACGUGGGCGAUCAACUGCACAUUCUAUUUCACAACCUUGAGUACAAUUUCUCCAAGCUAUCAGAGCAUCAACGGAGCUUCAUAUCAGACAAGCUGUACGAGCAUCCUGUUCUGAGGCGCCAAAGACCUUGUGUCUGGCUCCCGCGCGACUCGAAUGGGGUUGCCAAAGAUGAAGUGCAACAACUACAGACCGAUUUCUCAGAUAUGCGAGCCUCCUGUGUUGGCGCAGAUUUGACUGAUAAGGGGCAGAUAGUUCUUCGCCGGUGUCCGCCCGAUUUUGACUUGCGGGAUUUGAUGAGAACAUGA
Molecule: messenger RNA, 2436 nt
Organism: Wickerhamiella sorbophila
Lineage: Eukaryota; Fungi; Ascomycota; Dipodascomycetes; Dipodascales; Trichomonascaceae
Exons: 1
Coding region: 1-2436 (811 amino acids)
Cellular component (GO): plasma membrane
Molecular function (GO): calcium-activated cation channel activity
Source: RefSeq, a predicted model, not a curated record